Molecule: messenger RNA, 8825 nt
Organism: Scatophagus argus
Lineage: Eukaryota; Metazoa; Chordata; Actinopteri; Scatophagidae
Gene: heatr5a
Product: HEAT repeat containing 5a
Exons: 42
Coding region: 449-6610 (2053 amino acids)
Biological process (GO): intracellular protein localization; endocytosis; retrograde transport, endosome to Golgi
Cellular component (GO): Golgi apparatus; membrane; endocytic vesicle
Source: RefSeq, a predicted model, not a curated record
AUCGUAUAUUGUUACUUGACCCAUAGCAGAGACUAUUCAAGGAUAUCAACCAACUUCCUGGUGAGAUAGACCAAUACUAUACAACCUCUGCUUCAGAACACGAUAGUCACCGAAUGUAAUUGAUUGACCUGAUCAAUAAGUUGAGUUUUCAAACAAACCCGUUUUUUUUAUUUUGAAAUGCAGUAACCGGAUAUGUGGCGUGUUCGGUUCAGGAGGUUCAGUUGCAACUCAGCUGUUUGUAUGGUGACAUUAAGAGCAUCAGAAUAAACCGAACUAAACAGAGCAUCCGUGUGUUUCUGGACUGAAACGUGUCUUCUUGGACGACUUUUGACCGACACUCGGAGGUGAACAGCCGCAUUUUUAUCUUGAGUUUGUAAGAAUGUCAAAGCAGCACAGAAGAUUUCAGUCGAACUGAGAGGAGGAAGAGGAAGGCUGGAAGACGUUGGUGAUGGAGCGCGCUCACAGCCUCCUGCUGAACGAGGAGGCGUGCAGUCAGCUGGGCGAACAUCAGAGGGCAGAGUUCAUCUUUGAAUGGCUCAACCACCUGAAGAAGCUGCUUCCUGUCACCGACAGGGCCGACAUCAGACAGAACCAGCGCCGUCUGACCGACCAGCUGUCGGCCGUUCUGAUUGGCUCCCCCGGCCCGCCGAGCCGCUGGCUGCUGGCCCACUGCUUAGCCCUUCUCUUUCGCGUGGGAGACCCCGUUCCUUCCAGCCUAUUGGUGGAGAGGUGCAAUGACAUCAUCCGCAGCAAAGACGAUUCUCCGUCAGGCCUUCCGACUCGGCUGGCAGCCAUCGCAUGUCUUGGUGCUCUGUUUGAGCAGCUCGGUCGGAUCCUCGUCGGCUCCUUCAAAGACACUCUGGCCAAUCUGCUGAAGGCCAUGAAGAGCGCUGAGUCUCAGGGUCGCUAUGAGAUCAUGCUGAGCUUGGAGAAGAUCCUGCAAGGUUUGGGCGUCAGCGCCGUGCCAGGUCACCGCGACGUGUACAAGGUGGCGAGGACGUGUCUGACGGACCGCUCCAUGGCCGUGCGCUGUGCAGCUGCCACGUGUCUGCUGGAGCUGCAGAGGGAGGCAGCGUUCCUGUGGACCAGCGAGUUGGAAAACGUUUCCACUCUGUGCUUCAGAGCCUUCGAAGGUUCCAACUACAACGUGCGAGUGUCUGUUGCCAAACUACUGGGAACUCUGCUGGCGGCUGCUGUGGAGCCCAGACAGCCCACUGCAGCCCCCAGACAGGGUGGGCGGGGCCGAAGCUCCCUGGAGGAGGUGAUGGAUUUGUUGUCAGGGGGGUUCCUGCGGGGCGGGGCCGGUUUCCUCCGAGCCAGUGGAGACAUGCUGAAGGGGACGAGCUCCGUUGGCAAGGACGUCCGAAUCGGAGUCACACAGGCCUGCGUGGUCUUUGUCUCCACUCUGGGUGGCACCUGGUUGGAGACAAACUUCCAGGCCUUCCUGUCCCUGCUGAUGGAGCUGGCGUCCCAUAGCAGGGCCACACAAACGCCAGGCGAUGCCACGGUGACCCGCCGCUGCGUCUCCUUCAUCCUGAGGAGCACCCUGGGGUCUCUGCUGGGAGAGAAGGCUCAGACCAACGCUGCCAAACAGCUGUGCCUCGCUGUGGCCACACAGAAACGAGCCAUCGAUGCAGCUCUGACUGAUGGAAAUGUGGAGACCAGAGUUUGGUCUGCAGACGUCUCAGCCAGUCAGCAUGUGUUGGUCUGCUGCCUGCUGGAACUGGGAGGACUCAUACAGGGACUGAGAUCCACCGCCGCCCCCCUCCUCACUGACAGCAGCACAGCCCUCCUGGACACGGUGAUCUCCAUCCUCCUCCAUCCUGCCGCCUCUGCCCGGCUGGCUGCCGCCUGGUGCCUGCGCUGCAUUGCCGUGGCGAUGCCGUCCCAGGGUUCCUUGCUGCUGGAUCACUGUGCUGAGCGGUUGGUGGCUCUGAAGUCUUCCCCUGAAGCUGUAGCCGGCUAUGGAGCUGCUGUCGCCGCCCUGGUGGCUGCAGUGCAGCACUGCCCUCUGGGAAUACCACACACCAAAGGGAUGCUGGUGCUGGGUCUGGCUGAAGACCUGCUGCGUUCAGCCUCUCAGAACAGUCGCAUGUCUCUGCAGAGGACUCAGGCUGGCUGGCUGCUCAUCUCCUCGCUCAUCACUUUAGGUCCAGCUGUCAUAGAGCACCACCUGUCCCGUCUCCUCCGGCUGUGGCGGUGCGUGUUUCCGGCUUCGCUCAGAGAGCAGGAGAUGGAGCUGCGACGAGGGGACUACUUUACGUGGCAGGUUACGCUAGAAGGACGUUCCGGGGCGCUCUGUGCGAUGAAGAACCUGCUGCUGCACUGCAGGGAGCUCGUCACCGAUGACAUCAUCAGCCAUCUGCUCACGCCAUUGGCCUGCGCUGUGACCCUGCUCACUAAGUUGCCUGCUCUCCUCAGGUCUUACAGCACUUCAGUUCGUGGAUUUUCCGUGGUCUACAGACUGCGAGUGUACGAGCUGCUCGCUCUGCUGCCUCCACACAGCUACCAAGAGAGUUUCGGUUUGGUGAUGAACCAGCUGGUGACUGAUCUGUCCGGUCAGGACAACCUGAACCAGCCGUGUUCAGAGCUCACCCUGCUGCCUCCGCUCUGUCACCGUGACGACCUGCCACUUGUCGGCCCCGCCCUGCUUGAUACCGACCACAGAUACAUUGAGGAACAGCUCCAUGGCAGCAGUGUGGGAGGAGACUCUCUGGACAACGACUCCUUCAGGCUGUGUGAGAGGACUGAUGAAGCUCCUGCUGCUCUUCCUCCUCCUGUCGCGCUGACCGCUGCUGCUGUCCGUCUCUUCGGAGUGCUCUUCCCGCACAUCAUCUCCGCUCAGAGAGUGAAGAUAUUGGAGCAGUUUGUGGAAACAGUGAAUCAGCUGAAGGGUCAACGUCAACAGACUGUCCAGACGCACGUCUGUGCUGCCCUCUGCAGUCUGCUCAAGCACCAGGCCGGGUUUAGGGGGUCUCUGGGGCCAGAGGAAGUGCGUUCCCCAGCGUUGUCCCUCCUGUCGGGGGCGCUGGAGAGCGUCAGUCCUUUGCUGCGCUGCCUGGCUGGCGAAGGUCUGGCUCGGCUGGUUCAGGUGGUCGGAGACCCCGGCUUCACCGUCUCCGUCUGCCUGCUCUGCUUUGACAGGCUGAAGACGGCUCGGGACGCGGCGUCUCGCAGUGGCUAUGCUCUGGCUCUGGGGGCGCUGCACCGCUACUCCGGAGGAAUCAGCUCACCUCAACACCUGUCCACCUGCCUGGGAGUCCUGUUCACUCUGAGCCAGGACAGCACCUCUCCUGAGGUCCAGACCUGGUCUCUCCACAGUCUGUCUCUGGUGGUGGACCUGUCCAGCGGUCUGUACCGUGCGCACGCCGAGCCGUCCUUCACUCUGGUGCUCCGGCUGUUGCUGUCGGCUCCGCCCACCCACCCUGAGGUGCAUCACAGCCUGGGACGCUGCCUGCACGCGCUCAUCACCUGCCUGGGCCCCGACCUCCAAGGUGCAGCCGCGUCCGGUCUGCGCUCCAGCUGUCUGGUCGGAUGUGGAGUGAUGCAGGCCGGUUCAGACUGUGUGGUUCAGGCCAGAGCCAUUUCCUGUCUGCAGCAGCUGCACAUGUUCUCACCCCCGCAUGUGGACCUGUCUAGCCUCGUGCCUGCACUGUGUGAGAUCUUGUUGGAUUAUUCCAAGUUGGCCCACCUGUGCAGCUCCUACCUGUGUCUGCGUCGGGCCGUGGUGGCGUGUCUGCGGCAGCUCGUCCAGCGUGAGGCUCUGGAGGUUUGUGGACACGCCGUGACUCUGGUCAAAGAGCUGCCCAGGCGAGACAACACACAGCUGGAUGUCACCAUAAAGGAGGUGGGUCUGGAAGGAGCUCUGUUCACUCUGUUGGACCGCGAGUCUGAUCCAGGUCUGAGGAGGGACAUCCAGGAGACUCUGGUCCACAUGAUGGCGUCCAGCGCCACCAGUGGCAAACUGGGACACUGGCUCAAACUCUGCAAGGACGUCCUGUCCGCAACCACGGACUGUCGGGCUCCGGUGGAGGCGAGUCAGGAGGACGAGGAGGCGGACCCCGCCAAAGACGACGACUCCUCUGCUUUCAGAGCCCGGUCGGAGUCCGGCGGGCCGUUCACGGCCCUGCGCUGGGCCACGCGCCGCUUUGCCAUGGAGUGUGUGUGUCGCAUCAUCGCUCAGUGUGAGACCGCAGACCCAGCUCACUUCGACAUGGCUCUGGCUCAGGAGCGACGCCUGCACGAGUCCACUGACUUCCUGGUCCUCCAUCUUGGCGAGUUGGUCCGCAUGGCGUUCAUGGCGGCCACAGACCACAGUGACCAGCUGCGGCUAGCGGGUCUCCAGACCCUACUGGUCAUCAUCAGACGCUUCUCAGCCGUUCCUGAACCGGAGUUCCCAGGUCAUGUGAUACUGGAGCAGUACCAGGCCAACGUUGGAGCUGCUCUCAGACCAGCCUUCGCUGCUGACGCUCCUCCUGAUGUCACCGCCAAAGCCUGCCAGGUCUGCAGUGCUUGGAUUGCCAGUGGGGUGGUCAGUGACCUCCGUGACCUGCGCCGUGUCCAUCAGCUCCUGGCCUCCUCAUUGGCCAAAGUGCAUGCCGGGAGGGACACAUCCAGCCAGCUGUACAACGAGGCCACUGCUACCAUGGAAACACUGGCCGUCCUGAAGGCCUGGGCCGAGGUUUACAUCGUAGCUGUUCAGAGGAGCACGCAGGAGGGGAGCCCCGCCCAGACCCCUGAGCUGACCAGUUACAGCUCAGGCUCUGAGUCGGGAGGCGCAGGCCUUCUGAGGCUGGUCCAAUCGGAUCUGCCGACACUAAGCCGUCUGUGGUUGGCAGCACUGCAGGACUACGCCCUGCUGACCCUCCCACAGGAGUACGCAUCACAGCUACCUGCAACAGGAGGUUCUUUGUACACAGCAGAGACUGCAAACCAGGCCAGAGCCCAUUACUCCUCCUCCUGGGCUCCCAUCCUCCACGCCACCUCCCUCUGGCUCCACAGCACUGGUUUUGUGAUGUCAGAUGACACACCUGCCACCCUGUCCAGACCCGCCACGCCCACCUCCAUGGGACACACUGGAUCCAGAAGUCCAGAGGACGUCAACACUGACAGACUGCAUCUCAUACUGGGGAUCAGUGUGGAGUUCCUGUGUUCCCCGCACUCUGAGGACCAGAUGGAGAACAUCACCUCCUGUCUGCAGGCUCUGCAGGCACUGCUGGAUGUCUCCUGGCCCCGAGCCAAGUUUGGAAACGACCAGGCUCUGAGCGUGGAGCUGCUCAGUGUUCUGCACAGGCUGAUGGUGACCAGAGAGUCGGCGUCCGUUCAGCUCGCCGUGUUGGAUUUACUGCGACAGGUUGUGUCGGCCGCUCAGGAGCACAUCAGAGAGAAACGCCACAGUGCUGAGGUGGACGACGGGGCUGCAGAGAAGGAGACGCUGCCGGAGUUUGGCGAGGGGCGGGACACCGGCGGUUUGAUUCCUGGACGCUCGCUGGUGUUUGGAGCGCUGGAGCUCUGCCUCUGCGUACUGGUCCGGAAACUUCCACAGCUCAGCCCCAAACUGGCCGGAACCAGCCCAACUGGUCCGGGAGGUUCGGUCUGGAUUUUGUCUGACGGUGACUGUCGGCUGGUGUCGUCAGCUCUGCUCGUCCUCUCCGAACUGCCGUCCGUCUGCUCCCCCGAAGGCAGCGUGUCCGUUCUUCCCACUGUCCUCUACUUGCUGCUGGGUGUCUUUCGAGAGCUGGUCCACCUGCCCAGCACGCACUCUGUCGCCCCGGGGGUGGACUCGGCGGGAGGUGCCGGUCUGGGUUCAGUCGUCCAGUCGGCUCUUCAGUCUCUGAAGUCCGUCGUGACGUGUCCGAUGAGCCGACAGGAGAAGAGCCGGGGAGCCUGGAAGCUGCUGCUGAGAUCAGCUCUGACUACUCUGCUGGGCCUCUGGGACACUGGUGGUGUCGUAGAUCAGGUCAGUCUGCUCACAGCUCUGACCGUGUUCCUGCUGUCUGCUGGUCCUGAUGUCUGCACUGUGGAGCCACUGCACACGGUCUGUCUGCAGCGCUUCAUCGCCAGCAUGGACGCCAAAGACCCGCUGGUUGUGCGUCGGUGUCAUCAGCUGUUGACGUCGGUGUUUCAGGCUCCGCCCGCCGUGGCCGUCCCGUACAUCCAGGCGCUCGGACCGCCGCUGCUUGGAUUCCUCCAGAAGGUGGAGAGGAGUCGUCCUCAGAGUCAGGAGGAGCUGAUGGGAGUCCUGGAGGGAGUGCGUGCCAUGGAGGCUCUGGUCCAGGCUGCAGAGGAGUCACAGCGUGCUCAGCUGGUGGCCGUCUUGUUGCCCAUCCUCAUCUCCUUCCUGCUGGAUGAAAACGCACUGGGUUCCGCCCCCGCGACGUCCCGCUCUCUCCAUGAGGCGGCGCUCAAAGACCUGAUGCGUCUGGGCCCCCAGCACUCGGCCGUCUUCAGGUCACUCAUCGCAUCGUCUCCUCACCUGAAGUCUCGCCUUGAAGCUGCCGUCAAAGGAAACCAGGAGAGUCUGAACGCUAAAGCUAGCAGCGCUAACACCGCCACCCACAGCACUGCCAAGUCCUCCCCCAGCAUCACGCUCAAAACCAACUUCCUGUGAGAUGACUCACCAUGACAACACUCGUGUGGCGUUCACUGUCCGCUGUCUGUAACGAUACUGCUGUUGCCCGCAGUCUAAUGGGGAAUGUGGGCAUGCCGCCAUGUUGGAGGGCUGACAGCAGACAGGGGAAAUCAAGCCCUGUUAUGACAUCACUUCCUCUUACACAAACGCUGUUCGGAUGCUUUAAUGUUCAGACGACGAUCUCUGAUGUGACAUGACUCAUCCAACGUGGCGGUGUGUUCCUCUGGUUAGACGCGUCUCCGUAUAUGCAGCAUGUUCACUUUAUCAUCUGUCAGUCAUUAAAGAACCACACCUGCUGAUUAUAAUGUUUAGAUGUAGAUUGAUGUCACUUCCUGUCUGUGAAAAUCGACGUACAGACAGAAAAUCCGUCAGUCAACAAGUGGUGCCUCAGCUGUUGGAAACCCACACAUCUGAGCGUCCUUGAACGCACCACGUUACCACCUGUUCGAAACCGAGUAAACGCUGAGACGACAGGCAACCGAAAACAAACCUUUUGGUGAAAUAAAAGUGAGUUUAACUGAGCGGAUGCUGACAAGUUCCAACCAUCGAGGCUCAGCCGGGGAUCAAAGCGACUGAUAAGAUGCUGAUGUCAUCAGUUUAUCAGGAUCUCUGUGAGGUUACAGAAGCAUACUGACAGAACACACUGUAACGUCAAGCCGACCUUAGUAGAACAAACUAAUCGUUAUUAUCUGUGAUUGAUUAUUUUCUCCGUGAAUCAGCUAAUCGUUGACAGGAAAGGGAAGUGAAAGGGGUGAACUGAUCUCAGACCGACUUGAGAUGAUUCGUCGAUAAGCAGAAUGGAUCUUUUCACGUCAGAAUAUUUUUCAUGUUUAAUGUCUUCUAGGUCACCAGCUUUCAGUGCAGUCAUGAGUUCACAUCACAUCCGAUCUGAUGAAUAUGAAACAUAUUUGCUUCAGAAGGUUGUGAAUCCACUUCAGUCUCAAAGGGAAACACUGAAGGUUUUCAUCCCAAAAUCAGACGUUUUGCUUUUGGUUUACACGAUAAAAAAUAUGAUUUUACUGUAAGUCUUGUAAAAUGCAAAACUAAAAAAGAUUUUUUAAAUAUUAAAGUCUUCCUUUUAAUUAUCAGGUCAGACUUUAGGCCGCUGGCAUCAUGUUGGUUUGUAGUUUUGUGUUGAAAACCUUUUUGUGCGUGAGACUCAGGAGGAAACGCAGACUUCAGAUCAGUCAGAGUGAACAGACCUGAGUCAGACGGCUUCGACUGGCUGACCUCAGUUUAACUCGGAGAAGACUUGAAGAACAACUUUUUGAACUCACAGGCGUGAUUAAUUUCACACUUAAUCGUUAAGGCUACAAAUAUGUCAGAAAAACCCCAUCAGUUCCUCAGAGCUCCAAGUGACGCCUUCAGAGGUUUCCUUUGUCCAACCAUCAGUCCAAAACCCAGAGACUCUUCAGUCAUUGCGACAACUGACAAAGAAAAGCAGCAGAUCCUGACAUUGAAGAAGCUUGAAGCAGCACGUUUGACUGAAAUGAGGUCUGAAAUGGGACAGCAUGACGCAGGGACUCACCUUCUCGUGAUCGUGUGUUCGCUCCAGCUCCAAAUAAAAAACACGCAGUCUGUGCCGUUUGAUUAGUUCUGUCAGUGAAAUAUUCACAGGCUUUUAUUUUGAAAUAACCAUCGUGUCUGUGCAUCCACAACUUGAGCAGGAAAACAACCUGUUGUUAGUAGAACAAGCUGUACCACUAACUCUGAAUGGAGGUCAAAGGUCACAGGACAUGUAGCAGAAAGCAAGAGAGAGGAAGAGGAUUUUAUUUUUUAGUAAAAUGUUGAUUGUUUCAUAUCUGAAAACUCUCCGAUUGUUAUGUUAUUGUUAUGUUAUUGUUAUGUAAGGGACAAUUUAGUCAUCAGCACUUUAGUGUGAUGACAUCACAACCACAUGAUGUUUCCUCACGGUGUCGCAGGCCGGGACUUCAAAGAAUGUGACUGCAGUUGCUUUCACAGGACUUUUGUGGGCUAAAUGUGAGUGAAAAUCACUAAAGGUUUACCUUCAGUAAGGAGGUAAAGCAGGUGAGUCGUGUGCUUCCAGCUUCAGCGGCUUGGCCCUGAUUCACAGUGUGUGAGCUCACCUGGCCGACUGCUUUGUGACCUGUACAGGUGUGACCUGUACCUGAACAGAUGAGUUAACCUGUUGUUUUCUAAUGCCGGCGAGCCAAUAAAACCUGUUGCUCUUUCA